GUCCAAUCCCAGAUUUAUAUUAAAGUAAUUAUUUAAUCCAUAAAUUAUUCGCUUGGGUAAUAUGUAAUUAACUUUGUAUGUUUUUAGAGAAUUUUCAUCUCAUCUCAAACAAGCAUUUUACGUAUUCAUUAUUUUGUCGCAUUAUGGAAAAUAAUAUACUCAUAAUGUUAACGAAAUAUGCAAAGACCGUUUUGUUAUUAAUUCAUUUGCAACGUUUAGAUAUAUUCUUUUGAUAAGAUAACCUUUGGACUUAAAGUACAGAUGUGUGUUUCAAGCGCCGUACAAUUAUUCGUUUUGUUGCUUUCUAUAGUUACCUCAUACAUUUUUAUAAUGAACAGUGAAUCAGAAAUUCCAAUGGCGAAAAAUGGCAUGCUAUUUGUAUCUACUGCCGCAAAGGCUCAUAGUGUAUGUCAAAAAGCAUCCAAAUAUGUUCAGAAUAUGUUGUAUAUAAAAAUUAAAGGAAACAAUCAUAAUACAUUACCAGUGUUAAGUAGAGAGAUAGUGGAAUUAUAUACUAAGGCUACAUCACAAUGUAGCAACUUGGAUGUAAGAUUGAUGAUAAAAUUGACAGAAAAAGGGAACACCAUAAAGACUAAAUAUCCUAUUGAUAUUCUUAUAUAUGAUAGUGAUCUGUCAAAAGAUAUAGAUGAUUUGAAAACAUCAAUAACCACACUUGGUCCAGAAUACAGAUUACAAAGUAUUGAUCUCAAAGAUUCUAUCUAUCAAAGUGAUUGUGAUGAUUUGGUGAAGACCUAUGAGUAUGUGGCAUUGGGUGGCACAUUUGAUCGUCUUCACAACGGACAUAAAAUACUUUUAUCACAAGCUGUACUGAGAUCAACCAAGCAUGUCCUUGUAGGAGUUACUGAUGUAAAUAUGAUUCAGUCGAAAAAAUUGUGGGAACUUAUAGAACCUGUAGAAAAGAGGAUGGAAGCUGUAUUGAAUUUUUUGACUGACAUAAAUCCUGAUCUGGAGUACAAUGUGUUCCCGUUACAAGAUUUAUAUGGACCUACUAAGGAUGAUCCUAAAAUUCAGAUGAUAGUGGUCAGCGAGGAAACUCAUAGAGGUGCAGUGAAAAUUAAUGAGAAGAGGGCAGAGAAUGGACUGAAACCAUUAGAUACCCACGUGAUCAGUCUUGCUCAAGACGCACAACCGCUUAAGCACGAUGAAGAAGAAAAGAAAGUGAGCUCCAGCAACCAGAGGAUGAGGUUACUGGGCACUCUUUUAAGACCUCCUGUGCCAAACCUCAACAUUCCUGACUGGCCAUAUGUAAUAGGUUUAGCAGGUGGCAUUGCCAGUGGAAAAAGUAAUAUUGCAGAAAAAUUAAAAAAAAAAGGCGCUGGUUUGGUGAAUUGCGACAUAAUUGCCCAUGAGCUAUACAGACCGGGCUUGGCGCUGAAUAGUACACUGACUGAGGCGUUCGGCGAACACAUACUCACCGAUAACGGAGAGAUCGACCGUAGGAUUCUAGGCCAAAUCGUAUUUAGUGAUAAGGGUCAAUUGGAGAAGUUGAACAGCCUAGUGUGGCCCGCUGUGAUAAACGAGGCUGAAAGGCAAGUUCGCGAAUUGGGGGUUCAAGGACACAGGGUGGUAGUGAUAGAAGCAGCUGUGAUGGUGCGUGCCAGGUGGUACACCAGGUGCCAUCAGCUGUGGGCCGUCAUCAUCCCACCCGGAGAGGCUAUAAAAAGGCUCGCGAAACGCAACAACCUUACCGAAGAGGAAGCAAGACAGCGUAUAGAAGCUCAACCUUCAAACGUAGAACAAGUUGCACUCGCGAACAUAGUGUUCAGCCCAUACUGGAGUUACGAGUACACGCAAGCACAAAUAGACCGCGCUUGGGAUCAUUUACAGGACUAUUUGAAUACCAGGAAGUAA
Molecule: messenger RNA, 1872 nt
Organism: Chilo suppressalis (striped riceborer)
Lineage: Eukaryota; Metazoa; Arthropoda; Insecta; Lepidoptera; Crambidae
Source: the annotation of a GenBank genome assembly